Messenger RNA from Cladophialophora carrionii CBS 160.54, 3147 nucleotides. RefSeq lists its product as uncharacterized. Gene Ontology annotation, molecular function: nucleic acid binding. Bases 1 to 3147 code for a protein of 1048 amino acids. NCBI's taxonomy places the organism in Eukaryota, Fungi, Ascomycota, Eurotiomycetes, Chaetothyriales, Herpotrichiellaceae. The record is from RefSeq and is a predicted model, not a curated record. The transcript has 2 exons.
AUGCCUAGAAAGCCGGCAUCUGCCUCGCGCCCGAAUCCGCUUCUCCCUCCAGAGUCCAGUCUUUCAAAACGACCAAAAUAUCCACGAACCCCCGUUGCUAUGACUGGUCUUCCGGCUGCAAAUAAUUUCAGAGUCGGCGAGGUCGUUAGCCCGGAUCUGUCACUGCCAAACAGUCCGAUUCAAGCACGUCGAAAUGCCGAAAAAGAGGCAGCGAGACAAGAGAAGGAAGAAAUCGAACGAAUGCGACAAGCCUGGAUGCAAAAAAUGCAUGAGGCUAAAAAGAUCACCGACCUCGUCGAAGCCUUCUUAAGAACAUGGCAACAGGAAGAGGCAUUGGUCAGACGAAGGCGAGAGGAAGAGGCCGCAAAACGACGAGCCUGGACGCGGAAGCUGCGUAAAGCCGAGCAAAUAGCCAAUCUCGUUGAAAGCUUCGGCUGGGACGACAAGACAAGCAUGGACCGUUACCUCCAGCUUCGUUCACUGGUGGCAAGAGGAAAGGAACUCGAGCACGGCCUGCAAGAUUCCUAUCAGAAGAGCGGGCUAAAUCCUCGUACCAGGCAGGUUGCCAAUUCGGCGUUGCACUCUCUAGUGGAGGCCUUUGAUCAUCCGGAUCUUGCCUGGACCCAACAUUGCCUUGGUGAGAGCCGACUGGGUAGACGGCGGUCCCUCCCCGCGAGAGAAGGAAAGACUCGUCCAUCCCUGCCUUCUCGUAUCAAAUUCUCAUUGGUUGAGUUGAUGACUCUUCAAGAUGAGAUGGCUGACACCGCUGCGAUGAUAUGUGUGCAUCUGCAUGAGUUGCGCCAGCUGAGAAGAAAGCGGCUUCAACUUGCUUGGGCGGCAGAACUCUACAGCUACUACAGAUUCACUCUUCCACUAGAAUACCUCGCAGAGGCUGCCAGCCAGACAGCCACACGAAUCAGGAACAACUACCUUCAGUUCAGGAAGGGGGCCAAACUGCUCUAUCAUCCAUUCUCGCCUAGGCUGGCUAAGAUUAUCGAUGAUGAUCCCGUCCUCUACCAUAUCGGGAAAGUACAGUGGCUGAGUAGGGUCAUUGUGCGCGACAUUCGGGACGAGCUUUCGCAAAUCUCCUCCUCAGUCCUGCAGAGGGAACUGUUUUCAACGUAUCAGCCUCUUAGCACUUACAACGCAUACUUUCCGCUGUUGAAGACCCACAUAGAUCACUUUGCUCACGGCUGUUCGAACGAAAAACUGCUGAGACUUUCAAGCAGGCUUUCAGAAAUCCAAAGAGAUAUCCGACUGCUUGGCGACUUCACGUGGCUUUGGACAGGGAUCUCUAAAGUCUCUUUGCUCGAUCGCUACUGCUCGAAUGACUAUCAUGCCUCGAUGGAUCAAGCACACGUAGGUCCACCGGCUUCCACCAUCAUUCGCGCCAUUGUACCAUCUGCUCAAGUCAGCGCUGCUCAUACUGCUCCAUGGGCAACUCCAACGCCCCUUUAUCCGCUCGGCCCGGCGGUCCCCAUCCUCUAUGUUACGACAUUCUCUGGCCUCACCAGUGUCUUACCCCGAUUCAGCGAUCCUGAGCGCUGUAAAUACUUGGCCUUCGACACUGUUCAGAGCCCUGGCACGGAGUGUCACCCUUCGAUCCAAUUUUUGACCCUCGCAAGCGAACACGAGGUUGCAGUUAUACAAUUCGGGUCAAUCAAUUACUAUUCGAUUCUUCAGGAUGAACCAUUUCGGGAUGUCAUGAAAAACCCCGCAAUUCUCAAAGUGGGUGUGGACGUCGAGUCGCAACGGCGACUCUUGGCAGCUGGUCCAGGUAUUGAGGUGGAAGGUCUAAUCGAGCUCCAUACUUGGGAGGACCAUGAUAAGUCUCUGAAUGACAUAUCUUUCAACAACGGUCGAAGUCGGAGAAUCUCGUCAAUUGCUGCUCGAUCUCUCGGAUUUCCUCUGCCGCCUUUGGAUCUAGACCAGGCGGUCAAGGAUUUGUUCAAGUUCAAAGUCGUUCGUCGCAUCCAGGCCACUGAGUCCGGCGAUCCAUUGCAGUUCUUGACCCACCUCGCCUCGCGAGCGUACGCCAUCCUGCGAAUCUACCUAGCGUCCACGACAAGUGGCUCCCUGAGUUCAACGCCAACGGCCCAUCCGUCCCUCGGGCCAGUCGAGGUCUACGGCCAAGCACGACACCCUGGGAAUAAUCCCGAGUUUCGCAUUUCGCGAAUGAAGUACCUGAAAAUCAUGGCGCAAUUUCUCGCUACUAGAACCACCUUCUGGGCUCGGUCGGAUAUUCAGGCAACAGAUCUAUCCUCACGACGUCAACAGAAAAAGCGACUGACGGCUUACUUUCUCUUCACAACCUUUAACGAACGCCUCGAGACGAUUGAGGAGAUUUUGGGGAUGUCCCAGGUCGCAUCGAAUAUCCUUGCCAUUGUCAAUGACGCUCAGCUGCCACUGCGAACUCAGGACGCCGGCUUACUUGAACGUUAUCGCAGAAUUCACCAUGAGGAUAUGUCGAUCCUGGGUAUUCAGUCUGAUCUGAAUAUUCCUUUGAGAGCAAGAUCUUAUAUGGCUCCCACCAUGGCAGGCCAAAACGCGGAACCCACAAGUGGCCCCAUGGGAGAAGUUGCGUGGAAGUCGACGAAUCCUCCUGCCAGGAGGAAAAGAAGGCCCACUGCGAGCUCAGUCCUGAAGAAGCCAACCUCACAUUUUGCCAAUCAGUCUACUUCGACAUCCUUGGAGAUUCUGGCAUCGGGUGAAUGGUCGCUCGAUUCUGAUAGUAUACCUAUCAGACGGCUUGCCACUGAUAGAUUGAGCAGGGCAGAGCGCCGAAGGCUUCAAACUAAGAUAAGGCAACAGCUCAGCCGGACGCGAAUGCAAGUGGGUGAACUGGAAGUCGAAGAUGUAUUUGCCUCACCAAUACCGGAUUCUCCUCGUGCCGAAACAAAGCCUCUCGGAGAACAGCUUGGUCGAAAGAAAUCGAAGAAGCGGUCCAUGACCAACGCUGGGGGAUCUUGGAUGCCGAAGACAGUGAAAUACUCGAACCCCGCUGAUUGCGCAAUCCGCAGCUCCAUCAACGACCCUGGGCAGGGCAGGACGUCGAGUUUCCGAAAUAAGGGAACAGUUCGAGCCAUCGAUGGAUUGACCCUGGCACAGCGCAGGAAAAGAAAGAGAUCCUCGAACGGACAAGCCUAG